CUAAGAAGGAAAGCAGGUGUUUUUGCCACUGUGAAAUUAAGACUGCAGCGGAAAGUGAUGAUGUAUACCAUGAGUGAUGUCUUGUUUUGCUGUAAAGGACCCUACAGCUGUAGAAAGAGCAAAUUUACUGAACAUGGCUAAACUGAGUAUCAAAGGACUCAUUGAAUCAGCUUUGAGCUUUGGCCGAACUCUGGAUUCUGACUACCCACCUUUGCAGCAGUUCUUUGUUGUCAUGGAGCACUGCCUGAAGCACGGCCUUAAAGUAAGAAAAUCCUUUCUAAGUUACAAUAAAACCAUCUGGGGUCCUCUGGAACUUGUGGAGAAAUUAUAUCCGGAAGCUGAGGAAAUAGCAGCAAGUGUCAGAGAUUUGCCUGGCCUUAAAACACCACUGGGCCGUGCCCGGGCCUGGUUACGGUUAGCGCUAAUGCAGAAGAAAAUGGCCGACUAUCUUCGCUGUUUAAUAAUUCAGAGAGAUCUUCUCAGUGAAUUUUAUGAGUACCAUGCACUAAUGAUGGAGGAAGAAGGAGCAGUUAUUGUUGGGCUGUUAGUUGGGUUAAAUGUGAUAGAUGCCAACCUCUGUGUGAAGGGAGAAGAUCUAGAUUCACAAGUUGGGGUGAUCGAUUUCUCUAUGUAUUUAAAGAGUGAUGACGACAUCGGCGGUAAGGAAAGAAAUGUACAGAUUGCUGCAAUUUUAGACCAAAAGAAUUAUGUUGAAGAGCUAAACAGGCAACUGAAUAGCACAGUUAGCAGUCUACAUGCAAGAGUUGAUUCACUAGAGAAAUCAAACACUAAACUGAUCGAAGAGUUAGCAAUAGCCAAAAACAAUAUAAUUAAACUUCAGGAAGAAAACCAUCAAUUAAGGAGUGAAAAUACCCUUAUUUUAAUGAAAACACAGCAUCAUCUAGAGGCAACUAAAGUGGAUGUGGAAGCAGAACUUCAGACAUACAAACACUCCAGGCAGGGUUUAGAUGAAAUGUACAAUGAAGCACGUAGACAGCUUCGAGAAGAAUCACAGCUUCGACAAGAUAUGGAGAACGAGCUAGUGGUUCAAGUUAGUAUGAAACAUGAGAUAGAACUUGCCAUGAAGUUGCUGGAGAAGGACAUCCAUGAGAAGCAGGAUACCCUCAUAGGCCUUCGACAGCAGCUUGAUGAAGUUAAAGCAAUUAACAUGGAAAUGUACCAAAAGCUGCAGGUUUCUGAAGAUGCUAUGAAAGAAAAGAAUGAAAUAAUUGGUCGAUUAGAGGAUAAGACCAAUCAAAUUAAUGCAGCUAUGAAACAACUAGAACAAAGAUUGCAGCAAGCAGAGAAGGCUCAAAUGGAGGCUGAGGCCGAGGAUGAGAAACUUAAACAGGAAUAUGUGAAUAAAUCGGAAAGUCUGCAGAAAGAAUUCUCCCAGAAGGAGAAACAGCUGCUUCAGCUGGAAACAGAUUUGAAGAUAGAAAAAGAGUGGCGGCAAACCCUGGAAGAUGAUCUUCAAAAAGAAAAGGAAACUGUGUCUCAUCUGAGAAUAGAGACCCAAGAAAUAAUUAACCUUAAAAAAGAGUUCCUUAAACUUCAGGAAAAGAACAAACAACUGAAAAGGAUAUGUCAAGACCAAGAAGCUGCUCUCCAAGAACUGGCAUCCAAGCUGAGCGAAUCAAAGCUGAAAAUAGAAGAUAUAAAAGAAGCGAACAAAGCAUUGCAGCAACUAUUGAGAAGAGACUCAUCGUAUGACCUCCUCCGGUGGGAGAGAACCACAGACUCCCUGAAGCCUCACAGGGAAAAGAUACUCAAUUGCUUUUGAUUUCUGGUUUGAUGUACAGCUACGCACUUGGAUGCUUUUCCUGCAGUGCUACGCCCUUCUAUAUUUUUACAACGUGUAUCUGGGACAGAAUAUGUACCCAGCUGAGCUGAAGUUACGUACUGCUUCUCAGUGAUCAAUAAAUAUUUGAUCACCAUCAAUAAGUAAACUUGUAGCACCAAAGCUGGUAAAACAAGACCCGUAAUGUCGAGAGGUUUGGAAUUUUCUUAAAGAUGUGCAAGGGAGCGCUUGAGAGCAGGGAUUUUGUCUGCACGUGUUCCAUCACGUGGUAUGCCACCUUGCGUAUUAUGCCAGUCCAAGUAAAGGUGUCUGAAAUGGUUUUGUUGAGCAGAUGCCUGGUUUUAUUAAUUGGUUUAAGCAGAAGUAAAUUAACAGUUCAUGACACUGUCCUGGUUUUUUUGCUUCCCUGCAUCUUGGGGACUGUUCCUAUGUGAUGGGCAGGGACAUAGGCUCAGCUCUGAGCCUUGGAUACCUUUCUGCUUUUCCCAGCUCAGCUUUCCUCUCUCGAACAUGUUCUCUUUGCACCUCUUCCUGCUCUGUCUUGUCUCUUAAGGUUUUGCAGUGUUUUGGAGCGGUCUUGCGCUGCUCUAGAGUGUCAUUGUGACACUGUACUGGUUUCGGGGCGUUAAGCAAUUUGGGCAGUUAAAUGUACCGCUGUUGGUUUGUCUCGUCCCCUGGAACCCAACGUUUAACUUCAUCAGAUACACACAGUUGUGAUAAUUUUUUCUGCAGGGCCAGGUUUGGUUGAAGGACAAAGAGGCUACACAUUGCAAGUUAUGUGAAAAGGAAUUUUCUCUUUCCAAA
This is a messenger RNA of Egretta garzetta (little egret), 2605 nucleotides long. It is a transcript of the gene RUFY2, whose product is annotated as RUN and FYVE domain containing 2. The record is from RefSeq and is a predicted model, not a curated record. Bases 77 to 1783 code for a protein of 568 amino acids. NCBI's taxonomy places the organism in Eukaryota, Metazoa, Chordata, Aves, Pelecaniformes, Ardeidae. Gene Ontology annotation, cellular component: cytoplasm. Gene Ontology annotation, molecular function: metal ion binding. The transcript is spliced from 17 exons.